Molecule: messenger RNA, 3170 nt
Organism: Daphnia carinata
Lineage: Eukaryota; Metazoa; Arthropoda; Branchiopoda; Diplostraca; Daphniidae
Product: aminopeptidase N-like
Exons: 14
Coding region: 40-3102 (1020 amino acids)
Biological process (GO): peptide catabolic process; proteolysis
Cellular component (GO): cytoplasm
Molecular function (GO): zinc ion binding; peptide binding; metalloaminopeptidase activity
Source: RefSeq, a predicted model, not a curated record
UUGGCGUCGCAAAUUGCAACCAAACGGAAAAACGUUAGAAUGAGGAGAGUUUUAAAUUCCCUUUUGAUGGCUCUGGCUUUAACUAGCCUGAUUGCUAACUGCUCGGCUUUGUCGGUGAAUUUGAAAGACAAGGUUUUAGACAAUGGAAAAGAAGGUAGCUAUGAUCCGUUUAGUUGGUCUGAGCAGCCCUCUUGGAAGAUCAACGCCAAUCGUGAAAGCAAGCCAUCGGCCGUUGAUUGGGAUGAUGCGGAAUACCGACUACCCGGAGAUCUUUUGCCAAGCGUUUACACUAUUCGGUUACUUCCCUUCAUCGAAGAAGGUAAUUUCACUACCGAUGGCUACAUUGAAAUAUACGUCGACUGCGUCAACGAUACCAAGAACAUUGUACUCAACAGCGUCGAUAUCGACAUCCAUGAAUUAUCAAUCACGGUGCUGGAUUUAGAAGCAAAUGCUCCGCUGGCAGUGGUUGGCUGUGAGGAUCAGCAAACCACUCUUCAGAAGGUUAUCAUAAAAACGGCAGAGAGUUUAAUAGCUGGUAAACGUUACAAGAUCUCCAUGGGAUUCACUUCCAUCCUGAACGAUAGACUAGUUGGGUUCUACCGUUCUUCCUACGUUGAAAAUGAUGAAACCAAGUAUUUGGCGACUUCCGACAUGGAACCCGCCGACGCUCGUGUCGCCUUCCCCUGUUUUGAUGAGCCUGAUAUGAAAGCUCGUUUCUCCAUUAUUUUGGGCCGCAAAGAAUCCUGGAAGUCUUCUAGUAACAUGCCUAAAAUCAGAACCAAUCCAAUUGAAGGCAUGCCCGGAUACGUCUGGGACUUCUUCGACACAACUCCAGUCAUGUCGACUUACUUGGUAGCCAUGAUGGUCUCUGAAUUUGUUAGCACUCCAUCGGAUCCUGCGUUGAGCAAUGUGAAAUUUCGCGUUCUAACGAGACCCGAACUACAGGAAGAUGCUACAUACGCUGCCAACGUCGGACCGAGGAUUCUGGAAUAUUUUGAAACCUUUUUCGGAGUCGCUUAUCCUUUGGCCAAGGAAGAUUUGGCAGCGAUUCCCGAUUUCGGACCGGGAGCCAUGGAGAACUGGGGACACAUUGACUUUAGGGAGAGCUAUUUAAUUGUGAAUGAGAACACGACCGCAUCCAGCAAACAACGCGUGAGCGAAGUUAUUGCUCACGAACUGGCUCACAUGUGGUUUGGGGAUCUUGUUACUAUGGAAUGGUGGAAUAAUAUCUGGCUGAACGAAGGGUUUGCUCGUUAUCUGCAAUACUUUGGAGCAGACUCGGUUGAACCUAGCUACAAACUGCACGAGCAAUUCGUCGUAAACACGUUACAGCGCGUGCUCGUGUCCGAUUCUCUCGAUUCAACGCAUCCAAUGAGCUAUCCUGAGACGAAAAGCCAAGUUUUCGACACGAUCGAAUACGACAAAGGUGCUAGCGUGAUCCGCAUGUGUGCCAACUUCCUCGGAAUGGAUACCUUCCGCCGUGGCCUCAAUCGCUAUCUCACCAGAAACGCGUACAGCAACGCAGUGGAGGAAGACCUGUGGAAUACGCUUGAAGAACAGGCUGCCAUAGAUGGUGUGAUCCUUCCGGACUCCUUGGCAAAGAUUAUGGCCACUUGGACGCAGACAACUAACUAUCCACUCAUCAGCGUUAAGCGCACUUACAUUGAAGGCGAUGGAGCUAUAGUUUCGCAGAGUCGUUUCGUGCUACCAAGCAACGAAGGAGGUCCUGUUCCAGAGGACACUGUUUGGUGGGUGCCGUUGACUUACAGCCAUGAUUUUAGCCUCCACCCUACAACUGCCUGGAUGUCAACACCCACCAGAACACUUGUUAGCCUUGCAGCUACAAGUGAUCAGUGGGUCAUCUUUAACGUCAAUCAAGCAGGUUUCUAUCGAGUAGCUUACGAUGAGGCCAAUUACAACAUGAUUGCCGACCAGCUGAUCGCUGCUCACGAUCACAUUUCGAUUCCUAACCGGGCCCAGCUGCUCGAUGACGCUUUCGUGCUGGCCAAAAUCAACAAGAUCUCGUACAACAUUGCAAUGGAUCUAACUCUCUAUUUGAAAUACGAACGGGAGUAUGUUCCAUGGCGUUCUGUCCUUGACGAACUCAAUUACCUCGACGUUAUGCUGCACAACGAGCCGCAAUAUGUGGACUGGAAGGUUUACAUGACGUCUCUGGUGACACCGUACUACAACUAUGUUGGAUUCCAAGAAUUGGAUUCAGAUGCUCAUUUAACCAUCUUGUCUCGAACGGACGCUUUGAACUGGGCGUGCAAAUUGAAAAUUGCCGAUUGCGUCCAAAAUGUGAAGAGCCAAUACACCGCAUUGAUGGAGCAGCCCGACAUGAGACUAUCACCGAACCAGAGAGAUUUCAUCUUGCGUGCGGGUGUCGAAAACGGCCGCCAAGCCGAGUGGGACUUUGCAUACGAGCAAUACCGUGCCUCAGAUUCGGACAGUUUCCUCAUUGCCAUGACUUACACGAGAGAGAGCAGCAUCGUCUAUGAUUUGCUGGGCAAGAUGCUCGAUCCUAAUUCCAUUCGUUCCGAAGACGUUGACAAGGUAUUCACCAACUUGGCGGCCAAUCCGUUAGGUAACACUAUGGCUCUUGAUUUCUUAAGUCGGCGCUGGAACGAAAUCGAAAAAGCGCUUGGAACGAGCCAUUUUGUUACAUUCUUCCGAUCGCUGUGUGAUCGUCUUAAUAAGCCGACACAAUAUGAACAGAUGGUGGCGUUGCGCGAUGAGCAUUUGGACAUCCUGGGUAAUUCGACAACGGUCGAGCAAGGUCUUUAUGUUAUCCAAACUAAUAUUGAAUGGAUGAAUGCGAAUCAAUUGGAAAUUGGCGAAUGGCUAAAAGAUCCUUCAACGACAACAGCCUUGCCUACAACAGAAGCAACUACUGAAAUGACUUCAACUAGUACAACCACUUCCACUACCCCUGCACCUACCACUUCCACUACCCCGGCACCUACCACUUCCACUACCCCGGCACCUACCACUUCCACUACCCCUGCACCUACCACUCCCUCUUCCGGUGUCAUUGUUCAACCAUGCCUAUAUCUUGCUUUCUUGUUUGCUGUUUUGGGACAAUGGGUGUUCCGCCACUGAUAACGCUGUUUCGCGAUGUAGAUUGUGACCAUUACGACAAUGUAUACUGAAUAGCGUUAUUGAAUUCA